AUGGGAUUCAUGGCUGCUUCACCUUUUCUCGUCAAAGGUGUUUGUUCUCCAUUGUCUGGCUUAGCAGCAGAUGUGCUGAGGAAAAGCACGGUAUCUACAAAGAACGUUAGAAGAGUUUUUUACGCUGCUGGCGCCAUAGCGAGUGGGUUUUUAGUCCUCAUAGCUGGUUACUCUUUAAAUGUCACAGUGGUUGUUAUUUGCAUGAGUCUGGCUGGAUUGACUACCUCACUGGCAUUCCCGGCAUACACUGUAAACAUGCUGGACAUUGCUCCGCGUUACUCGAGUAUCAUCAUGGGCGUUUGUAACACUGCUGGAACUACAGCUGGGUUUGUCAGUCCAACCAUAGUGGGAUUCAUUGCCCAAGAUAAGAAAGUCCAUGACGAAGGUAGAACCGAGCAGUGGUUCCAAGUUUUGGAAUGGUCACUAAAUGCCACCAAAAGGGCAUUGAGAAAGAGUACUUACGAAGAAGAUGAUCCUCGCAAGGAGAAUGAAACUUAUGUUGUUGACUACAAAUCAAACAUUCAUUUUUAUAAGUGUAUCAGAGCUUUGCCAAGUCUGGAAAACUGUUUCCCAAAAAUCCACACCUUUUCACGAUUUCAAGACACGGCGUACUUAGACUAUCUUAUUGAAGGAUAA
This is a messenger RNA of Pocillopora damicornis (cauliflower coral), 636 nucleotides long. Its product is annotated as techylectin-5B-like. Lineage: Eukaryota; Metazoa; Cnidaria; Anthozoa; Scleractinia; Pocilloporidae. Gene Ontology annotation, biological process: blood coagulation. The record is from RefSeq and is a predicted model, not a curated record.